Messenger RNA from Parathielavia appendiculata, 2507 nucleotides. RefSeq lists its product as uncharacterized. The record is from RefSeq and is a predicted model, not a curated record. Gene Ontology annotation, cellular component: nucleus. Gene Ontology annotation, molecular function: zinc ion binding; RNA polymerase II cis-regulatory region sequence-specific DNA binding; DNA-binding transcription factor activity, RNA polymerase II-specific. The coding region runs from base 8 to 2194 and encodes 728 amino acids. The transcript has 2 exons. Gene Ontology annotation, biological process: positive regulation of transcription from RNA polymerase II promoter by galactose; DNA-templated transcription. Lineage: Eukaryota; Fungi; Ascomycota; Sordariomycetes; Sordariales; Chaetomiaceae.
CAGAUCAAUGCGCACCCGCGUGGCCAACGCGUGCGAUUUGUGCAAGCUGCGAAAGAUCAAAUGUAGCGGUGUCCAGCCCUGCGGAUACUGCGUACGCCGACGGCAACCGGGCAGCUGCCGUUACACCGCACCCCGGCGCCGACCGAGGCCCCGGUCCGACGACCCGGCUGCCCAAGACCACGCCACUCCGUCUGUGUCGGACCAACCUGCUCCGUCAACGAACAGCCGUCAUGAGACGCACUCGUCGUCCCAUAAUCCAACGCCAACGCCAACGCCAUCUCACCCCGCCCCAGCCGUCACGGCGGCCUCUCCGAGUGUCUCGGUUGCCCCCGCGGGACCCACACUGCAGCAGUCCAGCCCGCAACACCAGCUGCCCGCAGACACUGUUUUUGCAACCCUCGAGGAACACGAGGAGACUGAGGUGCCCCGCGAGGCCCGGCUUCUGUGCGACGCCCAAGGCAAGCUCGUCUUCAUUGGAGAUUGUGCACCCCUGUCCUUUUUCCAAACUGUGCGUCGCCUCGUCACGACGCGCGUCGAUGCCGAUGCCUUUGCCCCGGAAAGCAGUGGUUACACAGCCCUCGAGAAUGUCUACUCGCGAUUUGGCGCAUCCGCCGGUUUUGGCGCCGAACCUCCGGCCGUCAAUGUCCCCAUCGGGCCGACCGUGUCUGCCUACCUAGAUGUGACUGCAGGGCUGAUUGACCUGUUUGACAACGCCCGUCUCGUGGACGACAUCGCCAAUUGGUCUGAGCACGGCCGCCCACGAAACCAAGCUGUCGACGUGCCCUCGGCCGUGAACUACAUGGUCCUCGCCAUCGGCUGCCAGAAAACGGAUGAGCAUAUUGCCCAGCUCUACUUCGACUAUGCCCGCAACCUGGCCUUUGCCAGCCUCAGCGGCAACCUCGGGGUCGCAAGCGUGCAAAUAUUCAUACUCAUCACGUUCUUCUCGCUCGGUGCAUGCCAGAUCAAUGGGGCGUUCCUCUUCUUUGGCAUUGCCGCUCGAGCCGCCUAUUCCAUCGGGAUCCACCGGACGGCCGUCAACGCCAGGUUCGGCCCCAGCGUCCAUCGCCAGAGGGACAGGCUCUGGAAGAGCCUGAGGGUCUUGGACUUAUUCCUCAGCACGUCCAUGGGCCGCCCGCCGGCGACAUCGGACGUGGACUGCACCGUUCCGUACAGGGCGCAGGACGAGGCUGGCCACGAGAAGUUUGACCUCCUGAAUGCAUCGGCCCAGAUCUUCCUCGUCACUGAGGCCAUCGUCCUCGAGAUUUACUCGCGCCGCAAGAUAUCUCCACGCUUGACCGAGGGCAUCUCGCGCGAGCUCCGGGAGUGGUCCACGCGCUGGCUGCACCGUCUCAUGGACGUCAUCGAUGGAACGUCCCCUGACGACCAGCCGGGGAUGGUAAACGGUGCAUGCCAGAUCCUCUCGUCCUACUAUUAUGCCGUCAUCCUUGUAUCUCGGCCUUUCCUCAUGGUCGAGCUACACCGCAGGCUGUUAGACGGGGGUUCCAUUGCGGGCAUCGGCCUCACCGGCAAGUCAAAGCUGGCCGACGCCUGUAUCGAUGCGGCCAUUCUGAUGGUGGAGCCGGUCCAGAGCCUCAUCGAGCGAGGGCUGAUGACCCGGCGAGCUCCAGUGAUCGUAUCCUGGCUGUUCGCUUCGUCCCUCGUGCUGGGUGUCGGCCUCCUGGGCGGCUUCGGCCGCAUAAUCGAGAAGCACUGCCGCGCUUCCAUCUCUGCGCUCGAGUACUUUGCCCAAGCUGACGCCCACGCAGUCCAGUACUCGCUCAUUGCCAAGUCCCUCCUGAGCACAGCUCUGCAAUAUCUCGAGAGAAGGGAGAUGCAAGAGCGGCAGCGGAGAACCGAGAGCUCGUCCCAACUGUUUGGCCUGAUUCCUUGCUCGUCCCGCGGAACUAAUGACUGUGGCCGGACGCUGUCGGGCAGCUGGCAUGCGGGAAGCCCCCAGAAAGCCUCAACCAGGGCUGACAAAGCAGGCUUGGGCAAUGGCGAUGAUCAGGAACUGCCGUGCAGCUUGGACUUCGAGUCCGCCUUCUUCGGAUUGCCGGGUGCCCUCCCGAACACGCCCGACUUCUCGCUGAUGGGCGGGUCCCUUGAUGCCGAUGUCGAGCAGACAUUUGGCGCGCUUAACUUGUUUCCUUUGCUCGAGACGGACGGCCACAUAGACUUGGCCAACUACUUCUGAGAUGGCAGUUCUCCGAGAUGGAAAUACACGGGCCAAAAAUCGACCUGAUAGGGGUGCGCCAUGCUGCACAAGUACAACAGUACAACAAGUUCAUGUUUUUAAUAUCAGCCUGUUCAAUGAUAUGAUCAUGCUAUGGCAUGAUUCGGAAGAGCGCCAAUUGCCUCGUUAUUAGGUAGAUUUUUCACGAGGUUGGAAUCCUCACCAGCGAGUUGGUGCGAGGUGUCGAACGCGGCUGGCACAAGACCUGGGCGUCAUGCACGAAAACUUAUCAACAUUGCACAGCGUGAAACAUGCCGUAGUACCACUGCUGCAC